Messenger RNA from Colletotrichum navitas, 733 nucleotides. RefSeq lists its product as uncharacterized. The coding region runs from base 155 to 655 and encodes 166 amino acids. The transcript is spliced from 2 exons. The record is from RefSeq and is a predicted model, not a curated record. NCBI's taxonomy places the organism in Eukaryota, Fungi, Ascomycota, Sordariomycetes, Glomerellales, Glomerellaceae.
CAAAUGAAGACAUGGGUGGCACCAGUGUCUUCCCUUAGGGCGCGUGGAGAAAUAAUUGGGGGAGGUGGGGCUUGCACCACCACGUACAAGGUACCCUGUACUACCACCAGAGCGCACCGUCGUCAUCCACCGAGGGUCUGUUUUCCCAAACCGAAUGCUACUACGACAAACGCAUCUCCGCCAUGGAGUGGUGCCAUUAGCAAAGGGCAGAGAACAAGAGAAACAUGAAGGGGGGAAAAAAGAAGAAGAAGAAAAGGGGGGGAGCACGUAUUACAGAGGGAGGAGAUGGAAAGGCGGAGACACGCGAAUACACAGCAUACAAUAUACAACUUAUCUUGGCUCACCUACAGUCAUUCACUGUUCACUCAACGUAUCGUACCUCACGUGCCUAGCCCUUUCAUCUGCACCGGUGCCCUUCAAUGCAUCGCAACGCCAUCCCAAUCUAGCCCUAGGCAUGCAGCUAACGCACUUGCGUUCUGGAAGGCCAGGUCCGGAAUGUCAAUCGCACAGACUGGAUGGUAAAUCGCCUUAUUACGGUGGAGGUGAGACAUGGACACUGGCGGGUUGGGUACAAGUACGAUGGUACCAAGCCGAAGUUAUUGCCCUGCUAGGUAACCAAUGCUUACCCCCUGCUACAGGACUUCUCUGUUGGUGAAUAUUUCCCCUUUAUUAUGAUGCCAGCUAUGGGGUGUAAUAUCAUAGGGAGCAAUGACUUUCCCCUGCUACCUGGUAC